UGUAUGUGUGUAUGCUCUCUAUCGCCCCUGUAGCUGGGAACGUGGUAUUGCAGCAGAUACACACUACCGGAUGUGUGUGUGGCUUUAGCCAAUGAGAAAGGCCCACGGAGAGGGAGGGAGGAGCCGUGUAGUUUUAUUGGAUGCGCCCACGCACACUGUUUCUGGGUUUUAAUCUUCAAUUCCUUAUGUUUUGACUGUUUCAACGGAAAAAAAACACUUAAUUUAGACUAAGCAACAGGUUGCUGUAAUCCUAUAGUAUUUAACUAAACAUUUGAUAUAGUUUCAUGUGUAUUUCUAGUCGUGUGAACAGAAUAAUUCUUAAUGAAGUAAGGUUUUAAUCAGAUGGCUAACAUUAGCUGCUAAAAGCCCACGGACACGGCAUUUUAAACCGGAAGUUCCACGCGCUUCGACUCUGAUCAUCACGGCACAGCACUCUUCAUGUGAGAAGCAGGUAGGUGAAGUUAUUUGACUUUGUACAUGAUAUUCGUUUCAAUUCUUACUCAAUUUCGUAGCGCAACUAAAUGAUAGUUAAUGAUGUAGCAUUUUAUUCAGAUCAUAGCUGAUAAUGUUAUGAGCUGGUGAUGCGUGAUAGAUCGAUAGCUGAUAAUGGCGGCUGCGUAAGAAGCAUUUUAUUGCAUUACAUGAUAAUUUGACUCCGUUUUCUUUAUAGUUUUGCAAAAAUCCACUAAUGUAUUGGUUUGACAACGAUUUUAGACUUUUUUACCUCAUGUUUUAAUUGAUCAGACAUGAUGGCAGAUCGCGUGCAGCUGACAGACUAACUUAUCUGUUUAUUGAUCUAUCUUACAGUAUUUACAAUAUGGCUGAAUAGAUCUAGCUUAACUAUCAUUUCUGUGUUAUAUCUGUUGUCUGACCUGUGCAAGCUACAUUUAGUUUUUUCCCCAUGCUAAUUUCUUUUAUUUUGUAUGUGUGUAUGUGUAACUAUUUUCAGCACCAUAAUGUUGAAAAGGAAGACAAGGAUCCGGCCUGUUGAUGAUGCCAGGACACACAUUCUGUCUUUGAGGGACAAGCCUGGGUUUAUGGAACGAUUUAUCGAUAAUAACAAAGGUAGAGGAGUGUUUGCUACCCAGCCUGUGGAAGCCGGAGCUUUUGUUUUGGAGUACAGGGGUGAACUCAUUUCAGCAGAAGAAUGCCGGGCGAGAGACUACACUGAGUUACAGAGCACAUUCCUGUUCGAAUUUGAGUGGCAGAAGCGUCACUGGUGUAUUGAUGCAUCCAAAGAAGACGGUUCUCUUGGAAGAUUGAUUAAUGACAACCACAAAUCUCCAAACUGCACCAUGAAAAAAAUCAUAGUAAACGACACGCCACAUUUGUGUCUAUUUGCUGUGAAGAAAAUUGAAAUAGGAAGUGAAAUCGAAUACAACUACGGUGAUUCACAAUGGCCGUGGCGUAAAAAGGAGCCAAAGCAGCAGACUUCUGUUAUAGAGACCAAAACAUCCCUAACAGAUCACUCUUCCCAUGAUGCCUCCAACAAAGAUGCUGUCGUCACGCAGGAGCCAAAGCAGCAGACUUCUGUUAUAGAGACCAAAACAUCCCUAACAGAUCACUCUUCCCAUGAUGCCUCCAACAAAGAUGCUGUCGUCACGCAGGAGCCAAAGCAGCAGACUUCUGUUAUAGAGACCAAAACAUCCCUAACAGAUCACUCUUCCCAUGAUGCCUCCAACAAAGAUGCUGUCGUCACGCAGGAGCCAAAGCAGGUAUUUACCAUCAAAGGGUUUUCUCUAGUGAACUAUACCGAAAGUGAUGAGACGGAUGAGUAUAUUAAAGACAACCCUCCCAGUCCACACUGUGAUGUUGUUCGAAAGAAGACGAGGAAUGGAAACAUUCAGGUGAUUGGAGUAGCUGAUUUUUCUGAUCCUCUGAUUGACUCAAAUGAGAGUAUAGUAGAUGAAACUGAUGAGGAUUCUAGUCUGCAGUCAGACAAUGAAGUUGUUCCAAAAAAUCUUUUGAUGGAUAGAGUACCAAAUUGUUCUGUUCCUCUUAAUGAGUCAAGUGAUGACAGCAUAGAUGAGCCUUCCACUCCUAUGUCUGGAAUGGCUUCACAAAGGCCGAGGAGAAACUGUCACCGUCCUGUAAAGAAACUGCUGUCAAAAGAAGCUGGACAACAGGUGAAUGUGCGGCAGUAGAAAGGCACCUAAGGAAAUUCAUUGUGAGGAGCCAAGUUCCAGGGAAAAAGGACUGUCAGCGCUGCGUUGAUGCAGAAGCUCAAGCUUUAGGAAAUCGAGACUGGAAGGCGGUAAAAUACUUCAUCAAAAAUCGUAUUUCUGCCAUAAGAAGGAAAGUACAGUGAAAUACAGGUAGCUCAACGUAUUGGAUGCCUUCCCACUAGCAUUCACAUCGGGACAUGUUCUAAGUGUUUUCAACAGUUGAAAUUGUUGUUUUUUAUUGUAUUAUCCUCUUAAAGGGUUAGUUGUCACCAUUUACUCUUAUUUGUCAUUUCAAACCCAUAAGAAAUUAGUUCAUCUUUGGAACACAAAAUAUGUUUUGAAUGUUUCCUCCAUUGUUUGCAUUGCCGCUCUGUCCAUUACUUGAGGGGUUCCGAUUGCAUUAGGCAGUUUGUGAAUGAAUGUGAUGACAUCAAACACCCCAAAGCGCUAACCUCAACAAAACUAAGGAAACGCAUUGCUAUCUGUUCAUCCUAAACUUUCAAGCUUCAGAGCAUUUAUAACGUGGAAGUAAUCCAUGUGGUUUAAUCCCAGUUUUGUGAUGUGAAUGCUCUCUCACUUAAUCCACCCACUUAACAUUAUCCAACAAUUGCAAUAACUGUGAACUGGACUUUGCAUUGAUGCAGCACACUCAAUUAUACACAUUUUCUGGUUAAAAGGGAUUCUUUGCCUCAUAUGCCCUUUUCCUUGUUUGUUAUAUGUUGCUCUGCCCUGUUUUUGUGCUAAUGUUGAUCUCACUUAAUCAAUCUAUUAUUCAUAUUAUCCACCAAUGCAAUAACUCUGAACUGGACUUUGCAUCGCUGCAACGCACAAAAUUAUACAAAUUUGUCCUGGUUACCAAUGAUUAUUCACCUCAUAUGUGAUUUUGUGUUAUUACCAAAUAUAUGUUCAUUGUGCAAUACCAAAUAUAUGUUCAUUGAGGACAAA
Messenger RNA from Cyprinus carpio (common carp), 3110 nucleotides. RefSeq lists its product as uncharacterized. Bases 924 to 2144 code for a protein of 406 amino acids. Lineage: Eukaryota; Metazoa; Chordata; Actinopteri; Cypriniformes; Cyprinidae. The record is from RefSeq and is a predicted model, not a curated record. The transcript has 10 exons. Gene Ontology annotation, molecular function: protein binding.